CGCAACUGCGCAAGGGCGCACAAGCCCCUCUCCUUCCUUCCUCCUCCCCCCCUCUCGCCGGAGCUCCUCCGCCGUCUCCGCCGCCCCGCCCUCCUCCUCGCCGGCGGCGCUGCUCCCGCGCCCGUUCCAGCUCGCCCGCUCUAGCUUCGCGACCUAGGGCUUGCCUCCCCCAAGUGAAGGGCAGCACCGCCGCGGCCGCGUGGAGGGAGGGAGGAGGGGGGCGCGCGGAGGCGGAGGGGAUCUUCGGGGGGUGGGGGAGGGGCGGCGUUGGUGUUGGGUUGGGGUGGAGCGGAAUCCUGUGCUGGAGUGGAUUGAUGGAGGAGAGGAGGAGAUUGGGAGGGGGACGAGCGGUGCGAACUAGAUAAGUGGUUCGGAAUCGGAUCCUCCUCCUCGCUGAGUGUGGGCGCAAGUCUACGAGUUCCCCGAUCUCACCACGCGACGGCAACCGCGAGAUUGGCUCCGGAUAAGGUGUUUGAUACCAUGGCUGCUGCCGCGGAGCCACCCAUGGUGGAGCAAGUGAUCACCGAGUUUUUCGCCAAGAGCCUCCACAUCAUACUGGAGUCGCGCUCUCCGUACGAGUCGUCGCGCAACUUCACGCGGCCCUCGCCACCGUCCUCGCCGCUGUCCGGGAGCCAGCCACGCGACCGGUGGUUCAACCUUGCGCUCCGGGACUGCCCGGCUGUGCUCGAGAACUUUGACCUGUGGCGGCAGAGCAACCUUGAGCCGUUGGUCAUUGACAUUGUCCUCUUAUGCCGGGACAGCACCAGCAACACAGCUGCUGGGAGUGGGAAGAUAAUAGAGAGGUGGGUGAUACAGUAUGAAGCUCGCAAGUCUGGCGGUGGCAAUGGUAAUGGCAGCAAGAACAAUGGCAGGAAGUCUAGGAACAGCUCGGCUGAGGAUCAUAGCUUGUACAGGGCUACCUACCAGGGAUCGACAGUGUUACUCCGGUCAUUGCAUCUGCUCGUCAGGCUCUUGCCAGCAUACAGUCUCUUCAGGGAACUGAACUCAUCUGGGAGAAUCCGUCCUCUCAACCUGUCACACAAGAUAUCUUCAUUUGUUGAGCCAUUCACCCGGGCAGAGGAUGCAGAGAUGAAACACUAUGCAUUUGCUCCAAUUGAAACUCUGUUUGGCCGAUUGAGCUUGUCAGUUUCUUAUGUGCCAGUGUUGGAGGUGGUGGCAGCUUCAGAACCUACAUCACCAAUGCCACCAGAGAUCAUAACGGAUUACGUUGGGAGCCCCACAACUGACUUUCUAAAGAAAUUCAAUUCCCUCCCUUCAGCUGGCAUUGCACCUGCAUGUGCUGCAAUGACCAGGAGGCACAGUUGGAGUAUUGAGCAUGGAGCUGGAACGUCAGUGUCGCCAUCUCCUUCUCCCACUAAGGCACAAUCCCGUGGAAGCCCACAGCUAGGCGUUCCUCUGCAUGUUUCUCUAAAAACAUGCUCACAUCCACAAAAUGCAUCAUCCUCUGGGCAGAAGAAAUAUACACCAUUUGAAGAAUGCUAUCCAUCACCACCAUUGUCACCAUCACCAUCCCAAUCCCCUUCAGCUAACUACCCUAAAAACCCUUUGUUCCGAUAUGAGAGUGCACCAGUUACUAUUCCCACAUUGAAGUCAGGCGGAGGAGGAGGUAGCGGGUUGCCUCCUUCUCCAUGUUCGAAGGGUAAGCACCAGUUCUCAUCUCACAAUGACAACCUGGCACAUUCCCCUGAUCAUAACUCAAAUGUAAGGAAGGAUCUAGUCAGGUUGGGUGAAUUUGAAAAGGACAUGGCCUUGCAAAAGGUAUUAUCUUACAGUAAAUAUGAUUUGGGAUACUUUCAUGGACUGAAAUUGACUCGGACAUCAAGUAAACUUUUUAUUAUGGAUGAACUGGAUGAACAUGAAUUGGUUUUUGCAUGGGAAGAUAGAGACACCAUAAUUGAUCAGCUUAACAGGGCUGAUAUCUCAGACAGGGAGGAACAGAAGAACCAAGAUGCUGGUGGCUCGUCCACAAGGUCUCCAGCUGCAGCCAUUGGUGCUCUUGUGCAUCUGCUGAAGACUGCACCAAGCCUCAGAGAAGGCCUACAGUCAGAUGCAGCUGCUGUGGUUCCUCAAGAACCUUCGUCAGUUCAGAAGGUCGUGACUGAGGAACAUGGCAGCAUCGCAUCAAGUUCUACACCGGUGACGGCAACUGACGCCCUUGAGGAGCUGAAGAAAUACAGGGAGGUUAAAGAAUCAAUACUAAAUCGCGGCAAAACACAGGUCAGCGGCACCAAUCUAGGAGAGAAACUCACAGAUGGAGAACCUUAGCAUAUAUAGUAUGAUGACGAAAGUUUUCGUUUUGUAUAUAUUAUAUAUGUAGCGCGCGUUAGCUGACUAUCUAUACCUUAAGCAAGCUAGUAGCUACUAGGAUGUUACCAACUCUAUAUAUAUUUACGGGAUGACAUAUAUAUCCAUCCAUGCAGCUGCUCUGAGAUGAUCUGAGGCUGUGGGAUUUUGUAAAGCUGAAAUGAUUAUCUGCAGCGCAUGCAGGCAGUGAGAUGCAAUCAAAUGGUUCAGUUCAACCAUGUUGGUUCAGUAGAAUUUCGUUGUUUCCAUUCUGGUACAGUCUGACGUUUCCUUUUUUUCUGGCAAGAAAUGAGAUUAUGGUGUGGAACAGUGGAAAAUGUAUGAAUUUGCAAUCUUCCUCUGUUUAUUGGGGAGCAUUCA
Messenger RNA from Oryza sativa Japonica Group (Japanese rice), 2685 nucleotides. Its product is annotated as autophagy-related protein 13b. NCBI's taxonomy places the organism in Eukaryota, Viridiplantae, Streptophyta, Magnoliopsida, Poales, Poaceae. Gene Ontology annotation, cellular component: cytosol; Atg1/ULK1 kinase complex; phagophore assembly site. The record is from RefSeq and is a predicted model, not a curated record. Gene Ontology annotation, biological process: protein localization to phagophore assembly site; mitophagy; autophagosome assembly.